Molecule: messenger RNA, 7010 nt
Organism: Ostrea edulis (European flat oyster)
Lineage: Eukaryota; Metazoa; Mollusca; Bivalvia; Ostreida; Ostreidae
Product: RILP-like protein 1
Exons: 9
Coding region: 658-1962 (434 amino acids)
Biological process (GO): cilium assembly
Cellular component (GO): cytoplasm; ciliary basal body
Molecular function (GO): protein dimerization activity
Source: RefSeq, a predicted model, not a curated record
GUUCUCCGUACGAGUAUUCCUGUUAAUACCGAAAAGUACGCAACCCGAGAAAGAGGUGCAAGAACUCACGCCACCUCUGUAGGUAGUGUGGUCGAAGAACAAAGAACACGUUCGUGCGCACAUGUUCUUGUCGUUCGAGACUCUAAGAACGGAGCACGAGAACAAUGGGAAAGGCGACCUCGAACACACUCUAAAAGUAAUCUCACUCGGCACACCUCGGUCGAUUAGAUCUUGAUGAACGAGAAUAGCCGAGUGGUCCCCUUGUAGUGCAUUUAGUCGAAUCCCUUCCAAAGCUACAAAAGCAACCAAAGCAACAUUUUACUAUAUAAAGUUAUACAAAUAUGAUUUAUGAUGGUAUUUUAUCCUCAAGCUUUGGACUGCUGUACAUUUUGGUUUUAGAUUUGAGUCCUAUUUUUGUAGAUUUCGGUUAAUUCUGUGAAUUUCGGUUAUUUGUGUUACCCGUACUGAAUUUAUUAAUGAUUACAAGUCAUGUGAACGCUUUAUCAAAUGGACCACCUUGUCAAUUAGGCAAUAAGCUUCUUAUUAACAUGGAUGCAAUCAAUAGGAGGGUCAGGUGCUCUAUUGACAGAUAAAGUGUAUGACAGGAAUGUAAACAUUAAGGAAAUAAUAUUUUUUAUAUGAAACGAGGUAGGAUCAAUGGAUCCUUUUCCCGAAAGAAGGCAAAUUAUGAAUGAUUCCUUCGAGUCGGUAACCGUGGUGGAUGUGUAUGAUCAGGCCGCUGGAAUUGGGAAAGAAUUCGAAAAACUGAUCGAAAACUAUGGGGUGGAAGCUGUGACAGAUUUGAUGCCAAAAGUGAUAAAAGCCUUGGAGCAAUUAGAGAGUCUUGCAGGGAGAUACGAGAAGGAGAGCAGUGAAAUAUCAGAACUCAGAUACACUAUUGAUAAACUGGAAAACGAGAAACAAGAGAGGACACAAGAGAGACAACGUUAUGAAGAAGAGCUUCUGCAGAUUGAGGAAAAUUGGCAGACUGAGACAAAGGAUUUGUUAAAGGCUGUAUCUAACCUACAGGAAGAGAACAGACGCCUACACGGCAGACUGGUAGACACAAAACAAUCAGUGGCAGAGGAGGUGGCAGCUGUUACAAAGCAAACUGAGGAAAAAGAAAUUGAAGUAUUAACUAAACUUAAGGAAACAGUAGACAAGCAACGAGAGGAAUUGAGGAAAUUCAAAACAGAAAUAAAACACAGAACAGCUGACUGUGAUGCACUACAGAGCCAGCUAGAUCAGAUUGUAAAGGUCAAUACCGACCUAAGGAGAAGUAACAGCAUACAGAAAAAGCAGGCCCACACAUUACUAGAAGAGAAGAGUGAACUAGAGGCCCAGCUGACAGACAAAGAACAGCAGAUCACAAAGAUUACUCAAUUCAUCAAAGAAAAGGAAGAAACUCAAACACAAAAAACCACACCAAAACCUCCUCAUCCCUCCCUGGAAGUGGAGGAGGAUGAAUCUACAGUGCUAAAUGAAGAAGGUGCCACACAAUACUCAGAAACAGCCCAAUAUCCUCCUGGGGCGCCACCGGUCGGGGAGGAUCCAAAACAAGAGGACGGUGAAAACAUGGGCCACAUCGAGGACAAGCUUAGCAUGAUAGGCAAAAUGGUCAUUGACAUGAAAGACCCUGACCGACCUAGAUUUACAAUGAAGGAACUGAAGACUGUUCUAAUGGAGCGGAAUGAGCUGAAGGCCAAGCUUAUAGAGGUGGAGGAGGAGCUCGUAGCUUUCAAGCCAAAAUCAACCGGACACAAAGUUUCCAGAAAGGACACUAAUUCAAGUGCUGACAUUGAAUACCAAGGGGAGGAUCUACCAGUGGAGGGUCCAAUAAACAAAGAGCCCGAGGAGAAAAUUUAUCCUGGACAAAGAAAACCCUCAGGAAUCCGCAAAUUUUUUGAUUCUCUUUUUGGAUCCUCAUCCUCAAGAAACCGUUCAAGCAGUGAAAUCUGCUGACAAGCACUUGAUGUAAAUGAAGAAUAUUUCUGUGAUGUUCAACUCAAUAUGGCAGCCUCCUGGUCAACAUUUCUGCAUGAAAAACAAUCAUAUCCAUGGACUAUUUAUUAUUAGUAUGUUGCCAAGGAAAUGUUCUGAUGCAUCAUGGGACCAAAAGAGGAUUUGUUUGUCAUAUCUGUUAAACUCAUCAUGUGAUAUUAUUUUUUAAAUUCAUGAUUGUCAGCAAAUUGACUUGUGCAACUUCAGCUUAUAGGAGAAUUUUUAACUAAUUACAUGUAUUAUCUGUAUUUAAUUUAUAGGGUGAAGAGUUUUAGUAUAUAAAUAUAUAUAUAUACAUAUAUAUAUAAUCUACGUAUCCAAAUUGAAUCAAAAUACGAGCACUGAAAAUUAUUUUUUUCCAUAUGUAUCAUUAUGUCAUCUGAUAGUGAAUGUAUUGACGUUAGGCACACUUUUAAUCUUUAGUUUUCCUCUGUUUGAUAAAAUAUUAUUGACAUAUGCAUAUAUAUAUGGCAUGUGAAUUUCCCGAAAAUGAGAAAAACAUAGUUUCGCAUUUGUCAAACUAUGUUUAUCAGGUGGAAACUAAUUGUUUAUCAAUAUUUUAUAGAGCGAUUAUUAUAGCUAAUGGUGUGUAAACUAUAGUUUACAACUGAUAAACCAGCUUAUUAAAUGUGAACCUAUAUUAACUUUGAAACUAUAUAUAUAUACUUAUCAAAUGCAAAUUCAAGUUUAUAAAAUUUAAAGAACAUGUUCAGGAUUAUUUUUAUUGAUAAAUGUUACUUAUGAGUCGUUAGCAGUCUUUAACUAUAAUUUAUAGUCAUAAAACUGUAUUAGUAUAUAUCAGAUAAACCAUGUUUGUGUAGUCACAACUGUAUUUGUAGUGAUAACAACAGCCUUGAACCAUAGUUUAGAAUCAGAAACUAUAAUUAACAUCUGUUAACUAUAGUUUUGAAUUCCUGACUAAAGUUAACAAAACAUGGAACUUGAUUUAUCAGACAAACUAUAUUGAACACUUAUUAAUCAAAGUUUUCUAUGUUAAGUAUAGUUUAAAAAUAUCAAAUGUAGAUUAUAAUUUUUAACUAUAAUUAACACUCUGUAAACUAUACUUUACACCUGAUAAGCAUAGUUUAACAAAUGUGAAACCAAGUUUCUCUCAUUUUUGUGAAAUUGGCAUGCCAUAUACACAUGUAUUCAUUCUAGACCCGUUUUAAUCUAAACUUUCAGAUUAACAAUUUCAAUAUGAAUAUUAUGCUCAUGCAAUAUCCAUACAAACUUCAAACACUGCACCAAAAAUGGAAAACAUUUAGAUUAUUUACUAUUACAUGUACAAGGGUAUGUGGCAUUAUAUAAAUUUUUUGUAAUGGCAAUAAUUAGGUUUACUGGCUAUCUAAUCAGACCCCUAUUCUGGCCUUGAUUUUGAUCUAUCUGCCAUAUUCUUUUAGUCACAAAUACAUGCAUUUCUCAUUUCUUUUAAAUGGACAAAAUUGCAGUUAUUCUUAUUAAAGCUCUUUGGCUUCAGAAAGUAUGGGCUGAAUACAUAAACUAAGAUCAAAUUAAGAUAUGUUAAGUGUUAUAGCUCCGUGUCACAUAUGACAUUGGUCGAUAGAUGUAUGUGACCCACGAUUUCCAUUAAAAAAUAUUGCCCAAAAAGUUGGCAUUGUAAAAUUUGUGGCAUCAUAUUUUAGAAUUGGAAAAUUUGUCAUUUCAUACUAUUUCAACAUGGAAAAUUCUUGUUGAAUUAUACUGUUGUUGAAUUUUUUUAUAUGCAUACUAAAUGAUGUAGUUUGAAUUUGUAAAAUGUAAUUUUCAUGAAUACUUGAUAAAUUACAGAGAAAAUGGGUAAUUUGAUAUCUUUGAUCUAGAUCUAAUUAAGACAGAUGGCAAAGUAGAAUUUCUAACACAUUACAGAGUACAAAUACAAUGUAUUACAAUUAAGCCUACAGUACAUCUCAGAUGAACUAAAUGUAUUACAAUUAAGCCUACAGUACAUCUCAGAUGAACUAAAUGUAUUACAAUUAAGCCUACAGUACAUCUCAGAUGAACUAAAUGUAUUACAAUUAAGCCUACAGGACAUCUCAGAUGAACUAAAUGUAUUACAAUUAAGCCUACAGGACAUCUCAGAUGAACUAAAUGUAUUACAAUUAAGCCUACAGUACAUCUCAGAUGAACUAAAUGUAUUACAAUUAAGCCUACAGGACAUCUCAGAUGAACUAAAUGUAUUACAAUUAAGCCUACAGGACAUCUCAGAUGAACUAAAUGUAUUACAAUUAAGCCUACAGGACAUCUCAGAUGAACUAAAUGUAUUACAAUUAAGCCUACAGGACAUCUCAGAUGAACUAAAUGUAUUACAAUUAAGCCUACAGGACAUAUCAGAUGAACUAAAUGUGUUACAAUUAAGCCUACAGGACAUCUCAGAUGAACUAAAUGUGUUACAAUUAAGCCUACAGUACAUCUCAGAUGAACUAAAUGUAUUACAAUUAAGCCUACAGGACAUCUCAGAUGAACUAAAUGUAUUACAAUUAAGCCUACAGGACAUCUCAGAUGAACUACAGGACAUUUCAGAUGAACUAAAUGUAUUACAAUUAAGCCUACAGUACAUCUCAGAUGAACUAAAUGUAUUACAAUUAAGCCUACAGGACAUCUCAGAUGAACUAAAGAGUGAUAUUCGUACAUUCCAAUAUAAGGUUUCGUUAUGUUGUGACAAGUUCGAAAUUUUAAUUUAAAAAGAUUUUGUGUAAAAACUUGAAAGCAUGAAAAUUUUAAUCUUUCAGCUUUUUAGAUGUUACACUGGACUUUGGGUAUUUCAAUAUUGAAAUACUAUUACAAUUCAGAAUAGAAUAUGGAUGCACAAAAUAUUUACAUAGGGAUUCUGUUCAUUGUACUUUGUAUGUAUGUCCAAAUUUUCCUCCAGGAAAUAUUGAAAUCAAGGAUUGUUCCAUAACAAAGCCCCAUGUUUUUUUGUUAGUUUAAUUUACAUUAAGUGCUUUAGUGUGUAUACAACAUCACGUGUAAAAUAUGUGGUUGUUGUGUUCGUGUGGAAGUUUGUGCUAAAAAAGAACAUGUAUGCACUUGCUAAUGUUAACUAUAAUUAGCUUAACAUUUUAUUGUAUUGAAAAUGUUAGAAUUUCAAUAUAGUGUGUAUAAUGUCAUCGUAAAAUAUGUGGUUGUUGUGUUUGUGUGAAAGUUUGUGCUAAAAAAUUUGCAUGCACUCGCUAAUUAAUUUGUUUAACAUUUUAUUAUAUUAUGUAGUAAAAUGUUAAAAUUUCACUUACAUUUAAUUUUAUAUAUGCUUUAUUAUUUGACAAUGGAAGCAAUGUGAAUUGAAAAAAAAUAUACAUUAUAUUAAAUUUUGGUUGUAUGCUGAAGAGCUCCCACAAGUGAGAGAAAAUAAUCAGUAGUUUUCGUUCAUUGUCCUGUCCUGUUUAUAAGUUAUAUUCCCUACUAAUUUUCUCUGCUGCUGGUUUUUAUAUUUUCAAUGCAUUUAUAGAUGUAAAAAAAAUUUAAAAAAAGCUGAAGUACCAUCAAAUUAUUUCUGCAAAGAACCAUAUAAGUCAUGAAGCCAAUGAGAUUUGAAAUACAUAUGUAUAUUUGGACUAAUAGAUUGAUGCAAAAUAUACAGCAGCCUGGGCUGCAAUCAGUGUAGUAUUGACAUAUCAUUCUCCAAGCCAGUGUAACAACUCUUCUGUAACCAGAUCAUACCUUAUACAAUGUUUUGAAUACCAUUUAUUAUUUCAACACAAGGGUGUAUUAUAUAAUUAUAAGAUCACAAAUCAAUAACUGAACUUUUUAAUUGUUGUUAUCUAAUGUCAUUGACACAAAUUUGUGAAAAUAUCAAUUUUAAUAUUUGUUGUCUUUUAAAGAUACAUAAUUAUGUCCUAAAGGACACGAGAAAUUUAGACAGACAAUAACCAGAGCAUUACUCCACUAAAUGCUUCUAACUGUGAUUAGGUUUAGAAGAAUUAUAACUGCAAAUCCUGAAUCAGUUUACUUUGAUAUGAGUUCAUUUGUUAUAUGAUUUGUUUUAUUGUUGAAUUUUUGUUAUGAUACUAUUAUGUUGCAGUAAAUUUUAACCUAGUCCCAAUAUGUUUUAACUAAGAAACAUAGUUCAUUGUCAGAUCUUGAGGCAGUGUUGUUAUGGGGUUGCGACCUCCCUUUGGUUGAACAUUUUAGGGUCUUCAUUCCCUUGUUUUGGGGUGGAGGAGAUAUCAUAAUGGGUCACAACAACGUCGCCUUGAAAAUAACUCACACGUGCUUAAACAUGUCAAAUUACACAUACUUGCCAUAUUUUGUGGGUAACUUCAGAAAGUUUUCAGUAUAUGAGACAAUUUGAACCACAAUCAAAAUGAAUGAAAAUCUUUGCCUUUUCUUUGAAAUUAAAGUUUUGUCAUUUUGACAGAUCAAGUACUCUGUCAAAGAUUGAAAGUAAAAUCAUGUUGCUCCUUAAAUUUUGCAUUUUACAUUCUAUAAAAAAUUGAAAGUUAUAUCAGAGACACUAAUGAUCUAGAUCUAUUAGAAAUGUAAUAUUUAGAAAUUACUUUUUUUUUCUUCUCUAUUUGAAAAUGAAGUAUGAUAUAUUUCAUAGAUGAAAGAAAUUAAGUACCAUUUUACAAAAGUUCAAGCCCUUCUAGAACUUUCAAGUAAAAUAAAAUGUGUCCUAUAGCCUCCAAAUUCUUAGACUAAUUAUUUAUUAUGUAUGCAGUUUAGUUGACUACUGUUUUCCACUAUACAAAUGUAUAUUUUUGAAAAAAAACUUAACCUUUUUGUAGUUUAGUCACAACUGAAGAUAAUGUUAUUUUCCAUUCCCGAUUUUGUUUAAAGCAUUCUUUAACUCAAAUAAUGAGGCUGUUUUAUAUGUGCUUGAGAUCACAUAUUUGCACAAAUUCAUUAGGGGAUGAGUGUUGUGUCAAAAUUAUGUCAUUCCAUUUUAUGUAAAGAAGAAUACCUCAUAGAUUACAUAAAAAUUAUAUAUUUUAUAAUACACUGGAUAGCAUUCAUGACUUAUGUUUCAAUUAUCUUAGAAUAAAGUAAAUAGAGUGUAAACUCAGUUAUAA